Molecule: messenger RNA, 1479 nt
Organism: Gadus morhua (Atlantic cod)
Lineage: Eukaryota; Metazoa; Chordata; Actinopteri; Gadiformes; Gadidae
Gene: elovl1a
Product: ELOVL fatty acid elongase 1a
Exons: 8
Coding region: 93-1013 (306 amino acids)
Biological process (GO): fatty acid elongation, polyunsaturated fatty acid; fatty acid elongation, monounsaturated fatty acid; very long-chain fatty acid biosynthetic process
Cellular component (GO): endoplasmic reticulum membrane
Molecular function (GO): fatty acid elongase activity
Source: RefSeq, a predicted model, not a curated record
AUUUGCGCAGCAGUGCAGCUGCUGUACUCCAGAUUGGGGGACAUAUAGGGGCUGAGGACCUCCACUCAGGGGGACAAACUUAGGCCGUCACCAUGCUGCAAGAAAUCAUGGCAAAUGUUUUACGGCUCCACGCCCUCGUUAUACAGAGAACUGAUGACCGGUUGAGGGGCUACCUAUUGAUGCACAGCCCCGUACUGAUGACCCUCAUCUUGUUGACCUACGUCUUCCUCUCGGUGUACGCGGGACCCCGCUUCAUGGCCAACCGCAAGCCCCUCGACCUCAAGGCCCCCAUGGUGGUCUACAACUUUUCCAUGGUAGUCAUGAAUGGAUACAUAGUGCAUCAGUUCUUAGUGUGGGGAUGGGGAACGACGUACUCGUGGCGGUGUGAUCUGUGUGACUUCUCAAGCAGCACACAGGCCCUUGGGAUGGUUCGAGCAUCCUGGAUCUUUUAUAUUUCGAAGUACAUUGAGCUUCUUGACACUCUAUUCUUUGUCCUGAGAAAGAAACAGAGCCAGAUCACGUUCCUCCAUGUCUUCCACCACUCGUUUAUGCCCUGGACCUGGUGGUGGGGCAUCACCCUGACCCCUGUCGCAGGAAUGGGCAACUUCCACUCCAUGAUAAAUGCAGGGGUCCACGUGAUUAUGUACUUCUACUACGGGCUCUCGUCUGCAGGACCCCGCUUCCAGAAGUACCUCUGGUGGAAGAAGUACUUGACAGCCGUCCAGCUGAUCCAGUUCAUUAUGGUGUCGGUGCACAUCAGCCAAUACUACUUCAUGAAGGACUGCGACUACCAGGUGCCUCUGUGGAUCCUCCUCAUCUGGAUGUACGGAACGUUAUUCUUCUUCCUCUUCGCCCACUUCUGGGUGCAGGCCUACAUUAAGGGCAAGCGGCUCCCCGUGGCCCACCCCAAGGAGAACGGCGUGGCACCCGCCACGGUCAAGGAACUAGAAAACGGAACGGCGCCCUACCUGUCAAACGGCAAAGUGCUCGUGAACAAAGUAAAGGAAAUCUAACCUUUUUUUUUUUUUUCCACUGAAGAGAGAGAGACAAAAAUGACAAUCUAUCGGAGCUCCAGGAAUGCCAUCGAGUUCACACGGUUACUGGUCAACUGAAUGAAAUUUCUGUAAUUAUAUUUAUGCACUGAUUUUUUUGGGGACGAAUGGAUUUUACAGUUUGGUGUCUGCUUGCCACAUUGUUUUCAGAUUAUUCGUUUGUUAAACUCGACCGUGAUAUACACUGGAUGAAGAUAGUCAAUUGUCACUGAUGGUAUUCCCAGACUCGAUUGACAGUUGGAUUAACCCUUUCCUCGGGAGGAUUCGCACAAUUCCUGAAAAGACUACCACAUGCAAGUUGUUGCUACGCAGGUUGUCAAGAAUGUUGUCAUUGUAUCCAAGUGUCCAAUGUUUCGUAUUUUUUCUUAAUUUUUAAUUUAACUGAGUAAAUGUUUUGAGAUCAAAUAAAUGUGUUGCUUCGACAUCA